Messenger RNA from Lodderomyces pseudojiufengensis, 1200 nucleotides. RefSeq names its product S-methyl-5-thioribose-1-phosphate isomerase. Bases 1 to 1200 code for a protein of 399 amino acids. Gene Ontology annotation, molecular function: S-methyl-5-thioribose-1-phosphate isomerase activity. NCBI's taxonomy places the organism in Eukaryota, Fungi, Ascomycota, Pichiomycetes, Serinales, Debaryomycetaceae. The transcript has a single exon. The record is from RefSeq and is a predicted model, not a curated record.
AUGAGUGAAGGUAAAACCUUACAAGCUAUCAAAUUUGAUAGAGACAAUGUUAAAUUAGAAAUACUAGAUCAAUUGGUAUUGCCAUAUACGACUCAUUAUAUUCAAAUCAAUUCAAUUGAUGAUGCAUAUAAAGCUAUAAAAUCAAUGCAAGUACGAGGAGCUCCAGCUAUUGCAAUUGUUGGUGCUUUUGCAGUUGUUGUUGAUAUUUAUAAUCAUUUGAAGGAUUCACAAACAGUGGGAGAUCUUCAGGAGUCAUUAAAUCAUCUUGUCAAAUCUCGUCCUACGGCGGUCAAUUUGAAAAAUGCAAUUGAUGAUAUAAGGAAAAUUUUAACUGACUAUGAUACUUCAGACAAGAUUGAUGAGAAAAUAUUUAAACAAAUCUUUGAUUAUUCCACUAAAUUAUAUGAUGAUGAUUUAGCAAAUAAUUUGAAGAUAGGUGAAAAUGGUUUAAAUUACAUUAAGAAAUCAUUAGAAGAGGAAAAUUUUGAAGGACCAUUUUCAAUUGUUACUAUAUGUAACACUGGUUCAUUGGCAACUUCAGGACAUGGAACAGCAUUAGGAAUAAUCAGAUCUACUUAUCAAGCUUUAGCAAAAGACAAAACAAAUGAGAAAUUUUAUUUAGAUAAUAUUUAUCCAUUAGAAACUAGACCUUAUAAUCAAGGAGCUAAAUUGACUACAUAUGAAUUAGAAUAUGAAAAAAUCCCAUCUAUUUUAAUUUGUGACAAUAUGGUAUCUUCUUUAAUUGAACAUUUGAAUGUAGGUAAAGAUGUCCAUGAAAAAACAUCACCUGUAAAAUUCAUAAUUGUUGGAGCAGAUAGAAUAGUUAAAAAUGGUGAUACAGCAAAUAAAAUUGGUACUUUUCAAUUAUCAACAAUUGCAAAUUAUUUCAAUACAAACAAGUCCACAAAUAUUAAAUUCAUAGUAGCUGCACCAAGAACUACAAUAGAUUUAGAAACAGUUCAUGGAGAAGAUAUUAGAAUAGAAGAAAGACCAAGAAAUGAAUUAACUACAUUAGUAGGACCAAUUUUAAAUGGUUCAGAAGUUGGUGAAAAAAUUACAGUAGGAAUUGCAACUCCAGGAAUUCAAGUUUGGAAUCCGGCUUUUGAUGUAACUCCUCAUCAAUUAAUUGAUGCUAUUAUUACAGAAAAUCCAAAACCUUACAUUAAAAAUCAUGAUGGUGAAUUUGACUUAUCAAAUUAG